Babesia ovata is the source of this 4944-nucleotide messenger RNA. RefSeq names its product Chitin bind 4 domain containing protein. Lineage: Eukaryota; Apicomplexa; Aconoidasida; Piroplasmida; Babesiidae. The record is from RefSeq and is a predicted model, not a curated record. The transcript has 3 exons. The coding region runs from base 1 to 4944 and encodes 1647 amino acids.
AUGGAGAAGCAUAAUAUUCCGCUUGGCACACUCAAGGAGUGUCUCCAAUUCUUGCAAUGGUUACAUAAUGACAGGCUGGGAAAAAAGAUGCAAACCCAGGUGAUCAAGGCUCUGCAUGAGCGUCUUAGUGGCAAGUAUAAAAGUGUUAAUCCGUCACAAAUUCAACAAGCACUCACCAAUUUCCUUAGCAGCGUGUCCAAGUUUCAUACGAAAUUGUGCUACAAAACAACGCCCGGAAGCUAUAGCACUGUAGAUGCACAAAACGUUACCGACGCCCUUCUAGAAUGCAUCCCCAAGUUCUUAGCCGUGAUGUACUUUCUGCGGUACCAGGUGGACCCGGGCUUUGCUGCGCUGGGAGGGGGGUGGAAGGACAAACCAGUUGGGGUGAUUGCACUGUACGCUGCACUUGGUGAACGUGCUGCGGCUUUGACCGGCCCAGUGGACAAGUACCUCACUGCUGAAUCCGGCACUGACUACGGUGGCGUGAUACCUGGUGGCUUCGAUCCAGGGGACCUGAAGCCAGGUUACCAGAGUGGUUACUCUCCUGCUUCUGCCAUGGUCAAAGACAUUCAAAGUAUUCUGAACAAGCAAGAUAAAGUACAAAAUUAUUUCCUCGACGUGUAUUCCACAACAGUAAUUCCAGACUCCGGCGCCGAGACUCCGAAUAUCGCCAACUCUCUGCGUUUGGUGCAAGAUUUUUACGUCUCUUGGCACAAUUUUCACCAAGGACCAUUUUCCUUUACCGGAUAUGCGCGGGAAUACAAUUUCCUUAACGACCAAAAUAUCGCCAAGAAGAUGGCGAGUUGGUUUAAGAAGAAUUUGGGUAAAGUGAAAGAUAGUGUGAAAAAGAUUAAGGCUUUUAGUAGCAUGAAGUUCACGAAGCCGAAGAGGGGAAGUAGAGCCCUGUCUUCGUCUCAGUCCAAAGCCCUUCAUACUUAUUUCACGCAAAACUUUAUUCCCUACGGAUUCACGUUUUAUGGCAACCAUUACACCAACAAUAAUGCUCCGUAUGGUCUUUUACAAACGGAGUGGGACAGUGCAAUCAGUGAGCUUGGGAAAACCGGUGAAGGAUUGCAGAGACUUGUUGACAUUCUGAAUGGUGCGGAAUGUAUAGCACAAGAGGAAAAAAAGCAACAAAGGCAACAGAGGCGAAAUGGAAAUCAAAAUCAAGAUGGUGAACAACAAACUGAAAAUGAACCAGAUGAAGAAAUAGAUGAAGAGGAAGAGGAGGAGCCUCCGGAUGUAGAGUUAAAGGAGGAUGGAAAGACGGCUGAAAUUCCCAAACCAGCAGCCCCAAAGCCUGUGGCCGCAAGGCCUGAGGCGGCGAAGCCGACUGAAACUAAGGGUGGUGAGGGAGCGCAGAACCAGGGCAAGAAGGCGGAGGGAGCACAGGACCAGGGGAAGAAAGCGGAGGGAGCACAGAACCAGGGGAAGAAAGCGGAGGGAGCACAGAACCAGGGGAAGAAAGCGGAGGGAGCACAGAACCAGGGAAGAAAGCGGAUAGAACUUCAAGUCAGAAUAAUGGCCAAAGUGACGGAAGUUCUCCACUUUCACCAGUUGGACAGCCUUCAGCUCCAGCUCCGCCUUCCGGUAUGGAUGGAGGGUCAGGACCGAAAGGGCAUAGUGGUAGUCAAGGCAAGCCAGGGCCUAAUGGUGAUCGAGGACAGCAAGGUCCUCCUGACGAGUCAACAAACUGUUCAUCCUCAUCAAGUUGCUACUCCAAGACCGCCAGCUCCUCCCCCUCCCACCAUUGCUUCUGCAGACCCUGGCUCCACUAGUCAGCCAGGUCCCACGGAUCAGGAUUCACCGUCCGAUACGUCUCCAGGUAAACAGCCUGCUGUCUCUCAAGUCACUGAGCUUGCUCAGCCUUCGAGUGUUCCAGGUCAAGGCUCUGGGCCAACUGGUGAUCAGGAGGUUGGUACACAAGGUAGUCAAGGUGGUGGUCAUCCAACAAGUCAAGUCACUACUCAAAAUACAAGCAGCGGCGCUACUCCGUCGGUUACCACGGCGCCUGGUGGAGGUGGGAGUGGAUCAUUAAGUAGUGGGAGUUUCGGUGCAGGGUCUGGUGGGAAGGGCAUUGGCCAGCAUGGUGGGACGUCUAUUGAUCGUCAAAAUGUAUGUCCUCCUAGUAGCAAAUAUACUCCGGUACAUAAUGCCAAAGGUUACAUUUGUUGGCCGCCACCGUCCAUGAAAACUCCUCCCAGAAUCAUACCUUAUGACCAGAGGCCUUCGUCUUUAAUUUUGAAAGACCUUGGAGAAAGGGAAAAACGAGCCGAAAUGGAGCAUAGUAAUGCAUUACAGCGGCACAACGAACAAAUGAAAAACUUUCAUAAUUUAAUGUUGUCCGUCGAUGGCUCUCAGAUUCCCACUCCCAAGCCAGGACGCAGCGUGGCCAUCGAUGCGGUGACAGGCCACGCCUUGCCGGAUGCCUCUGACGCAUUCUUAAAAAGUAAAGAAGAGGCGGACAACAGGUGGCAUAAUAAGCGGCAAAUUCAAUUUAUGAAGGUUAUUCAAGAAGAUAUUCAAAAUCAGCAUAAGAAUUCGAAUGAUGAUGCAUUAUUCAUGUCAGGUAAUGCAAUUAAACUUCCACAACCCGCCCACUUGGAAGGGAGCCUUCUGAAAACUGAUUUAAGCCCUACCUCCAAGUGGCAACACGACGCAUACAAACAAAAUUUUACGAAACAUCCUGAAGUCCAUGGUGCUAUAAUCCCCGCCCCUAUUCCAACAGCCACACCACGAAUCUCACCAUUGGAUGCUAUGCCAACAGGUCACCCUAUAAAGCCGCCAAAGAUUCCGAAUACACCUCCCAAAUUUCCUCCGCCUCCACCACCACAAUCGCUGCCGCAGCCAAUUACUAUGCGUCCAACAGGCGUUGGUAUGCCUGCAUAUAAACAUCCUCCUCUAGUGCCGGCAGCUCCUAUCGCAGCUGCGCAAUUUGACGACCAAGCCAUGGAUCAAUUUUUAAAUAUCUCCGGUGCCAGCCUGACGAAUUCUAGCAAAAUACAUGCCUACGUGCCCGUACUCCAGGGGAUAGACACACCAGUGCCGCCAUAUGUUCUCGAUGGAGUGCCUAUCGAAGAUCCAUAUUCUCCUUUAUCCCCUAUCCACCCUGUUGAGUUAGAACCUCCACCCCCCCAUCCUACGAUUGACAUAGAAAUUGAGAAGCCAUUCUACCCCGGCAAAAUAUACGAAAAUGAAGAACGGAAAAGCAUGCCCCCUCCGUCAGUUGCGAUUCCUCCAGCUGUGCCGGCGGAUACCCAUCCUGGGAUCUCCCACGACCCACCCCGGUUGGCAAGGAUACAAGAUAUUGCAAUAUUUUCUAACCCCUAUCAAUGCCGCAACCCCUGGUACGUUCCUGACUCCUCCACCAUUUCCGUCACUCCAACUCCAUCCCCUCCCCCUCCCCCAGCCUCUGACCACCUGCCCCCUCCUAAGACCGUCAGGGAAAUGCUCCACUGGCUGGUUGGAUUGAAUCAAUAUGGGUAUGUUGCGAUUAUUAAGGAGCAUGUUAAAGGCAUUUUAGAAGACAUCAACAAAGACCUCUCACAAUCACCAGAUGCCCUUGACAUCACUGGGAAACCAUACACUCUGGAAGCUUCCCAUGUCGCCGGUACCCUGACUGAGGCGUGUCUCUACUCGGCCAACGUUCUCCACAAGAUUAAACACAAGGACAAUUCGAAGGCUGUUUCAGUCCCUGAUUUCAGCUCAGAAUAUUCCAAGCUUUAUUAUGCCUCGGACCCCGCCUGCCUCCUCUGCCAGCUGCGGGACUACGUCUACGCCUGCUGCCACCAGCUGGCGUUCCUAAAGUCGCAGUGUUCUCGGGAUCAAUCACAUGGUGGUUGGCAGGAUUGUCAAUAUGGCAGUGAUGUCAAGAUGCCGUCCCCCCUCCAGGCCUUCCUGACUGACGCCCCCGACUCCAAGUUCAAGACGCAACCCUUCGACCCGUGCAACAUCUGCCGCAAGAGCCGUGUCAACAUGGGAUUCAGAGAGGAGGAUUUGCCUGCAUCUCAGCAAACCGGCAAACAUAUUUCCACCAUCCUCUCUCCCAGCUGCGGCGGCGAGGAUCCCCUGCUGACAUUGUCCUCUUACCUCAACUGCCUCACCAGGCGGACGCCGCGCACAACCGGGGAGCUUGUCUCUUUCUUCCACAAUUUCGGAAGUGCUCUUCACAGGUCUCCUUCACAGCUGUCUCCACUGGGCUCCGCCCUCUCCGAGCCACAUCCUCACUGCCCCGACUGGGACGCUCUUGCUGCCGACGACCUCAAUGCCAUCCAGUACAUCCGGGGCCCCGCCCCUCCCACCUCCAACCACGACAAGGACCAUCCCAAGACCCUGUCCGCAAUAAUUGGCUGCGGCAUCGAUAAUGUCGACAGCCCACAACUCAUGAAGACCAUCACCUACCGGGCCUACGCCCUGUACUCUUCCAGCUUCGUCCACCACUACCUCAGCUGGGCGGUGUACCUGCCAGACAGACUGUGGUACUCCCUGCUCAGGCUGCACUCUGAUCUCGAGAACCUUCAAUGUCACGACGCCAAGUCCAAGUCCCUCCACCAGUGUACCAAGGCCCUGCCGCUGCUCUACUCUCACGGCAUCACGCCGCCAGACGGGACAGUGCAGUCCUCACUCACGUGUUCGGCUGCCGUCACCAAGCUGGGAGAUGUGGUCGCCGGAAAGCCUAUCGCAAGCCUCAUGACCGCCAUGGACGAGUUCCUCCACAGAGUCCGGGAGCCCUUCCUCUACACUGUGUUCACAGUGUGGCUCAUCGCCACGCUCUACAUCGCCCACUCACUGCUCUACCGCAUGGACGUGCUGCACAUCCGCUCCCAUCUUUUCACCACCAGGGCCUCCCACCUCAUCGACGUCAAGGCCUUACUCACUAAAGGCCGGAAAAUGCUGUCACUGUACAAAGACGUGGAUUACUUCGACGACGACGUUCACUCGUGA